This is a messenger RNA of Sclerotinia sclerotiorum 1980 UF-70, 849 nucleotides long. RefSeq lists its product as hypothetical. Lineage: Eukaryota; Fungi; Ascomycota; Leotiomycetes; Helotiales; Sclerotiniaceae. The coding region runs from base 1 to 849 and encodes 282 amino acids. Gene Ontology annotation, molecular function: RNA binding. The transcript is spliced from 6 exons. The record is from RefSeq and is a predicted model, not a curated record.
AUGCAAUUCUCAACACUCUUGAAUCUUGGUCUAGCAGCCAUCAGUGGUGUUGCUGCUGCUCCCACCGAUCCCCCCAAAGUGGAGAUUACAUUCAUCGGUGGACCAGCUAGUUACAACGUAACCUAUCAUGGAGGUACCCAACUUACCGAAAAUGACCUCUCCGUCUCCCUAAUCCGCUCCGCCAACUACAACGUCAACCAGUGCACGUUUUACUUCGUUAGUCCCGCUGCGACCGUCAAUAAUGGAGGCAUCAUUAGUGUAGGACCCCCAAGCCCUGUCGCAGCCUUCAAUUGUCCAUUUACCGAUCAGAAAUGCAUUCCAAAUUAUGAGUUUAAGAUCUUACCUGUAGUUGGAGGUUUCGGAGAAGAUCGUCCUCAAAGACAACCGAUCGUAUCUCUUGCAGAUAGAACUCGCGCUGAUGAUUUGAGAGUGCACAGACCAGAACGUCAGCUUGAGGAGUCGUCUGAAACACUGCAGACUAUUGCAGAAGGUCGUCGUGUCUUUCAAAAGCUCAAGAAGAAGAUAGACAAUUACAUGUUGGUGGGUUGCCUAGGAUGCUUGAUCAAUCGGAGAACGAAUUGGAGAUACGAUCCAUCUUUAAAGAUUUUCGCAAUCGAUGGAGUAAGCAAGAGGGUGAGCCCUCGUGAUAAAAACCUGGAUGAUCGACGGCGAAACUUUUGCUUUGUUGAUUUCACCACUCGUGAGGAAGCUCAAGCAGCUAUGAAAGCUAUCGAUGGGACAUUUUACAGAGAUGCGCCGUUGAAAGUUUCAAUGGCAAUUCCAAAAUCCGAAAGACAGAGAAAUACUUAUGGAAAGAGAGAGGAAAGAACGGACGGAAACUUUCGAUAG